UCUGCUUCCGGGUCCAAACUGUUUUUGGGACGAAAAUACCAUUUUGGAUAUCAUUAUAUAAUAAUUCAUUCUAGUAAAAAAAUACAAAACUUUACACAAUAGACUUUUAAAACUGGAUGCUCUCAUUAUCCUGGUGUUAAUAAUUCAAGUUACAUGUUUUUUAAAAGUUUUUGUUUACUUAUUAUUUUCAAUGAUGUAUGCGGUGUUGUUUACAUCCGGCACAUGUUUGGUUACGCAACCUCUCCCGCUUACAGAAGCUUACCUUAUUUUAAAAAGAAUAUAACCAGGUUUAUAAACUACAUAACAAAGAUGCCAAAAAGGAAACUUGGAGAAGAUGUUGAACCUGAAUCAGGUUCAAAGAGUAAAUCAAAGAAAACAACUCCCAAAAGCAGUAAAGAAAAGCCUGUAAAGGAAUCUUCAUCUAAAAAGAAGAACUAUCCCAAAAAUAUUGAUGAAGCUACAAAUGUAGAAAAGAGCUUUGAAUUCACUGCAAAGUUACCAACUCGUAACAAAAAGGGGGAGCUAAUAUUUGAAGAUGUUCCAGAACUACGACCAAAUAUGACUCCCAAAGAAGUUCUUCAAGCUGGAAGUUUUGGUGGCACAUAUUUCAGACCAAUAAAGUCAUCAGUUACAGGAAAAAGUUACUCAGGAGAAUGGAAAGAACUACCAAAAGACUGGCUGGAAGGAUUAAAUAUACCUAGACAGGUGGCAUCAGGUCCUUACCAUGAAAAUGUUAACACCUAUAAAGUGAAAUGUGGUGGCAGUUUAGAAAUGUGGGAAGAGAGUGGUUGGAUACAUAAACAAGAUCCUUAUGGCUGGUUCCAAUGGUAUUGUAGAUUUUACCAGGGCAGGAGAACUGCUGAUGAUGAGAGACAGAUUGGGAGAUGGCUGAGGUGUGCAGGAACAACAGGACGUUGGAGAAACAAUCUAAUCUCUAAAUGUGUCAGAAGUGGGUGUGGCUACGAUAACCAUGGGGUGUCACCAGUUGUCAGACAGACAUUACAACACUGGGGUUAUAAACUUAACGAAGAAGACUUUAAUUUUUAUGCCAAAAAAAUGAAGAACAAAUAAGUCUGAAUAUUAUAAAAAAAUAUUUAGAUUAUUGAUGUCGAUACUUGUCAUUCUGGCAGCUAUUCUUUUGUGAGAAUUUUAGAUUGAGCUGAUGUUUUUAAAUUUUGUAUUUGUUUUAUUCUACUUGCUACUUUUACUGUAAUCAAAAAGAAGUUUUAAAACCUUGAGUAAUACAUAUGUGGAUAAGGUUCCUGUUAUAAUAAAUACCCAGAGAUUAAAACAAAUACCACUAUUCUUCUUUUCCCAAUAGUUUCAUUGGUGCUGUGUUUACUUUUACUAUGGUAUAAAUGAUUCAUUUAGGAUUUAUAUUAUAUGAAGAUAUAAAUAUUUGAAUAUAAAUGUAAAUGGUUAAAUGAUUUAAAAGUUCAAGUUUGCUUUCCCCAUACAUGUCAAGGUUUAUAAAGAAUUUCAAAGAAAUUAUCAAUUUUCUGUCAAAUAAGGAUGUUCGAAAAAUCCCUUAACACAUAAGUGAGUGAAAAUGACUUAUAAAGCAUUGUAUUCAAAACUGAAUAAAAAAAUAUUUUUAAAUAAUUUUUGGGACCAUUGUAUAUAUAGAAAAUUUAGGAGGAAGAACACUCAACUUGUAAAAUUGUACAUGUUAAGCUGUAAGUAGCUGGUAAUAAUUUUAUAACUGAUUUGAUCAAGUCUGAAAGUGUAUAAAUGUAGAUAAAUCUAUUUUAAUGUUUCUGUGAUGUUUUAGCUAUUCUGUUAUUUUGUGUAUGUGUAGAAAUUAGUUUUCAACUACCUCAUAAAUUAAUACUCCAAUCAGAUUGUAAUAUUAAUGUAAGUUAUGGCCAGUAUUAUUUGUAUGCAUGAUGCUGUCUUAAUCAGCGUAGUCUUCAGCUUGUAGUCUGAAGACACAUUUAAUUUCUUGACAAUAACAUUAAAAAAAACAAAUUGUUAAAUUUGUAUGGAUGACUAUGAAAUUUUGCAAGACGUUUUUUGGGGGGGGUUGUUCAUAUGUUUUUUUUUCAUUUUUUCAUAUUGAAAUUUUUGAAAAGUUUAUAGAAGAAAUCUAUAUUAGCAUUGUAUUGCACAGAAAUAUCUUUGACCACAUUUAUUUUGUGCCAAAAACCUACAUUGUUUCAAAAGUUUGAGCACAAUCCAAAUUUAGACAGUAUCAAGCUUGAAUAUUGUGUCCAAACUUGCCCCAACUGUUCAGGGUUCAUUCUGUUGUCAUAUCAGGGUGUGCUCAGCUAAGCAUUUUACUAUAUUUGUAUCUUUGUAUGUUUUCAAAAGUUACAUUUUUACAGCCUGGCAUCUUUUCUCAUUUUAAACCAUAAACAACAAGCCAGAAAAGAAUCUGUUCUCUGUUUUUAAUUUAAAUAUGUAAUUUGUUGAGUACCUCGGGUUGAGUACUGAUGGAAGACAUUUUCAAUAGAAUUGUAGAAUUUAAGAUGAAACAAGAUAUUCUCAUCAGCUGAAAUUGUUGUAUUUAAGAAAAUAAGAUGAUUGUUUAAAAUUGUCUUGUCAAAGGUUGUCCCAAAUGGUAAGUUUAUUUUUGUUAAAUAGCAUCUUCAAACUGUCUCCAUAAUGAAAAUCAACUGUAAUCAUUAUUUUUAACAAAGGUAUAAUUGUAUUUCAAUUUACUAUGAAUUUCUAUGUAACAAUUUUAGUUAUGAGAUUAAAAUGUAAUUAUUUGUAA
Mytilus trossulus (common blue mussel) is the source of this 2716-nucleotide messenger RNA. RefSeq lists its product as uncharacterized. The transcript has 6 exons. Bases 154 to 1071 code for a protein of 305 amino acids. The record is from RefSeq and is a predicted model, not a curated record. NCBI's taxonomy places the organism in Eukaryota, Metazoa, Mollusca, Bivalvia, Mytilida, Mytilidae.